AUGGCUUUACGCUCAAAUAAUACGGUAGCCAUCAUUGGCUCCGGUCCCGGUAUUGGCUGCCACACGGCUGCCAUCUUCGCAUCAAAAAAAUUCAACAAAGUAGCACUCGUGGCGAGAAACCCUGCUCAACUUAAAAAGGACGCCUAUACUGUUACCAAAGCCGCCGCGAAUAAAGUCCAAGUCAAGACUUACUCCGCUGAUAUAUCAGACGGCAACAAGCUCGCGACAACCCUCCAGCAAAUUGACGACGACCUUGGGGCGCUAGAGUUCGUCUUGGUCAACGCCGCCAUUGUGGCCACAUCCUCCUUCUUCGAGUUAAGCGAAGAGGACAUCCUUAAGGAUUUCCAUAUUUCUACGAUUUCGCUUUAUCGCAUUGCAACAUGGGCGAUUCCUCAACUCGCGUUAUUGGCAAGGCAAGAUCCCACGGCGAAGCCAACUUUGAUGGUUACCAACUCCGACCUCCCGGAGAGACCUAUAGUGGAAUUAUUCUCCCUCUCGCUUUCUAAAGCUUCUCAAAAAAACUUGACGAUAUCUCUUCGCCAAAAGUUCGGUCCUCAAGGCAUUCAUAUCUGUUUGCUAACUGUUGCCGGGAGUGUUGCUGAUGGGAAUCCAAACCUCAACAGCAAAAACAUAGCAAAUAAGGCUUGGGAAAUGUAUGAUCAGCAGAAAGAAGAUUGGACUGAGGAUAUUCUAAUAAAAGAUCCAUAG
Trichoderma virens Gv29-8 is the source of this 708-nucleotide messenger RNA. RefSeq lists its product as uncharacterized. The record is from RefSeq and is a predicted model, not a curated record. Lineage: Eukaryota; Fungi; Ascomycota; Sordariomycetes; Hypocreales; Hypocreaceae. Bases 1 to 708 code for a protein of 235 amino acids. The transcript has a single exon.